AAAAAUGCGUCGUCGUCUUUUCUUCAAGGAUAAAGUAAAACAACGAUUAUUUCGCUCAGUUUCGUGUUCGAGCAUUUUCGAUUCGCUUAGACGGUUUAGUGGGAAAGUUGUAAUUAUUACUGGUUUGUUUCCCUCAGUUACUUCAAAUAAUUAUUUAAAAGGUUCGAGUUCUGGCAUUGGCCAGUCAGCAGCAUUAUCUUUUGCUGAAGAGGGAGCCUCUGUUGUAAUUCAUGGGCAAAACAAGGAAAGAUUGGAUGUAAAAUAA
Meloidogyne enterolobii is the source of this 265-nucleotide messenger RNA. The record is from the annotation of a GenBank genome assembly. NCBI's taxonomy places the organism in Eukaryota, Metazoa, Nematoda, Chromadorea, Rhabditida, Meloidogynidae.